Messenger RNA from Phytophthora sojae, 4071 nucleotides. RefSeq lists its product as hypothetical. Bases 1 to 4071 code for a protein of 1356 amino acids. Lineage: Eukaryota; Oomycota; Peronosporomycetes; Peronosporales; Peronosporaceae. The transcript has 7 exons. Gene Ontology annotation, molecular function: histone methyltransferase activity; protein binding. The record is from RefSeq and is a predicted model, not a curated record. Gene Ontology annotation, biological process: chromatin remodeling.
AUGGCGGAGGUGAUCGUGCUGAGCGACAGCAGCGACGCGUCACCCGACUGCGAGAUGGCGCCCGCGUCCGCAUCUGCGUCCCCCGUGACGCCGCGGAGGCCCGCGCAGUCCGUUGGCUACUCGAACGCGGUGGAGGCGGCGCUGGCGAUGGCGGCCGCCUUCGAGACGCACACGCCCGGUAGUAAGGCGAAGAAGAGGAAGAAGGAAAAGGAGAAGAAGCGGCGCGUCACGCCUGCGCCUCCGCUGCUCUCUGAGCACCGCCGCCGCCGCCGCGCUGCUGCCGUUGAAGCGAUCCGACGUCCAAGCAGUAAAGCCGCAGGGAAGAGCAACGGCAAGGCUCCAUUGAAGAGGAUACGAAGACCCAAGGAUACCAGUAAGCAGCCUCGCGUGGAGAAGCGACAGAGAGAACGGGCUACGUCACGAGUUCCAGCUGCAAAACCGAAGCCGGUGGAGGUCGUGGACCUGUUGUCUUCUUCUUCGUCAUCGUCGUCUUCUUCGUCAUCCAGCUUGUCGGAUUCCUCUAUUGGCGGCCGGACUCGAUCGUUUUCGUUUUCUUCCCUGUCGUCGUCCGGUGAGGACUCACCGAAAUUGCCUGUGAAGACUGGAGACAAGCGGCUGGUGCUGAACGAUCUACCAACUCGGCCGCAAAUUUCGUCCCGAGAAGAUAAGAAGGUCGCGGGUAGAGGGGCAGCGACACCGCGUGAAUGCAAACGCAAGCGUGUACUGCCGCAUAUGCGGCGGAAGAUGGCUGGUGGCGCCCAAGAGCGAGGCAAGUUGCCCGAUGUCGGAGAGACGAAGAAGACACUUCAUCCCAAGAAGCCUGUGACAAACGAUGCGCGACAGGGGGGUUCUGUAUCGAAACCUGCGCUUGCUACGCCGAGUUCCCCACUGUCGAUAUCGUCAUCUUCAUCGAUUUCGUCGUCACCGACCUCGUCACCUGCGCUGUCGCCUACUUCGUCGCCGAGACUGCUGCCCUCGAGGAAGUCCGCAACAGCUCUGUUUCCCGUAUCAACGGACCCCAGUCGCGACGGAAAGACAGACGCGCUCGGUCGAUACCAGUGCCGCAAGUCUGCCCCGGCUAGUGCUAUAUCCUGUCGCAAGCCGAAGUCCCGCCCACCCCCAGCAGCUUCUGCACAGCCACUGGCAUCACCGUCGCCAUCACCUUCGCCGAGGAAGAAGCGGCGAGUGGCAGCCAGCUCGUUCUUUGACAUGGAUCGGGUUGCGCUGGACGACCUUCAGGCUCAAGAGCGAGAAUUAGCUUGGAUCCGAUCUCAUCGGAAGCAGGCGCAAGCUCAAUCGCACCCCCCAAAGCCUGCUGCCAAGAAAAAGAAGAAAAAGUCCCCCGAAGUGAUAAGCGUUGACGAACACUCGGAUACGAACAGUACGGCAUUCUCGGAAGACAAUCAACAGAGUGACCGGCUCACUGGUGGAGCUGACGUCCAUGUAAAUCCUUCCGUCGCUGCCAAACUACUCACCGCCAACGCGCCCUCUCGUGCAUUGCUUCACCCGACGUCAUACCGAGGUGUUUACCUGCGCGAGGCUCCGUUAAAUAUCCUCCCGUUGCGCAGCAUUUCGUUUGAUACAAGAUACGACCAUCCGCUCACGUAUUAUGACCAAACCGACACGCUGGCAUCUCAGUGCGCAAUUCUAGAGAACUUCGGCAAGUCGACACAGUGCAUUUCGUCUGUGUUCCCUAGCGAGGUGGCCAAGCCUCAGAGUGACGUUACUCGUGCAGUGGGCGCCUUAGUGUCUGCGCACCUUCCUGUCAUCCGCAGCUGUCAUAAACGAAAGGUGCAAGCAAUUUUGGCAGAAGCUCGUCAGAAAAUUUUCGCGUAUCAGGAUGCACUGCAGAAGAAUAGACGAGUUCUUUGCCAGCAAAACGUGAUGCCGCGUGUACUGCCUCGCAGUGCCGCGGAAAAGCACGCUGUGAGGAAACUUAAAAUCACGCAUCGCUCUUGUAGCAUGGAUGCUGGGAGUGUUUCUUUUCGGAUCGGCCAUGGUGAUGGAUUUGUGCGCGAGAAAACCAUCUCAUCGCUGAUCCAGAUCAACCGGGUCGAAGAGGUUCAGCCAUUGCGAAGAUACACGACCAGCAUUGGACUCCGCGCAAACUAUCGCGUUGACGACGAUCCUAUCCUGCGUUACACAGCUAUUACACGACCAAACAGCGGGAGUGGCGGUGAUGACGCCGCGAAGAAGUACGCCCUGAAAAUUGGGAAUGUGGCUGACGAAGAGGUAGCUGAAUUCGUGUUACGACUGGUGGUGGGUUGUCUUGGCGACUCCGAACAGGUGUUCCAGGCGCUAAAGACUGAGCUGGACUUUUCGCAGGCGUACACUGCUUACUGUGAGCUGAAGAAACUGCACGAUUCGCGGCAGCGAGCGGAAGCCAGGAUCGAACGCAUAGAGGAACUAAGUCAUGAUGGAGCGCAGGUUGCGGACCCCGAUGUUGCAGCCAUUGUGAAGUUGAUGGAGCAGUCAUCACUGUCAAAGAGAACCCGCAGAAAAGUUUUGAGCCGCCGAUUGCAGCCGCCGAUCCGAAGCCUCGUUUCUAGCUUUGUGGACAGCGUGUUGGAUGAAGCAGUGGCGGGUAUGGCAGCGCUGGGCUUACGAACGACGGACAGCUAUGCCGAACUGGUGGACGUGUAUUGCGGCUCCUUCUGCCGGAUGUGCUACAGAUACGCUUGUCACGAACACGGCGGUGACCACCCACUACCAGCCAGGCGUGUAGAUCCUGUGUACCCUCGGCUUUGGUCUGCAGCUCCUAGUGUUCAGGGCAUUGGAAACGUGGACGAAGUGGAUCUGUUGGAUUUGUCAGAGGAUGAAGUUGUUUGUUUGGGCACGGAGCUGAACGGCGAGGUGAAGCUCGCAAGUGCGGCAGAUAUGCGCGGCAAUGCGCAAUGCGGAUCUUCCGCGAUGAAUUCUGCCUCGAAGAAGAGUGCUAGCGUCAUCGGGAGUGAUGGACAUAUGAACGCGAAACAACAGCGGAGAGUACUCGCUGACCCAUCGGAGUUCGUCAAUGAUUCGCACGUGCCGAUGGUUACAACGAAAAUGCGAUUGUUCCUCUCCAAGGGCAGUGCCUGUAGCAAGCUGUGCUGGAAGAAUGAUGAUCGCGUUACCAGCAACAAGCGAGCAUCGUUGUCAGCAGCCGAGCUGGGUGUGGUGCGGAAACUACGUGAAACAAUGGGCGACAACUCGUGCUUGCUGGCGGCCGUCGUCGGCUCGGCCUCCUGCACUGAUCUGCACGAGCUGAUCAGAAAUGACAAAGCGAAUGACCAGCGCCCGAUGGCGGAUGGAAGGUCGGGUCGCCGUAUGCGUAGCUGGAAGCAAGGCCGCAGAUCAGGUGGGAGCAACCAUGAGUUGCUGCAGAGGACUCGCAACCAGCGUCUCCAGGACCGAGGCACAGAGAACCAUGAGUACAAGCCGUGCAUGCACGACGGAAUGUGCGACUCAACUGGGUGCUCGUGCAUGAAGCGCGACCAUAUGUGCGAGAAGGCGUGCGCCUGCUCUCGUGACUGUCCGAAUAGGUUCGAAGGCUGUACAUGUUCUCAUGGCGAGUGCCAGACAAACAAGUGCCCAUGUUUUGCCGCACUCCGCGAGUGUGACCCAGACGUUUGCGUGUCCUGCGGAGCGUGUGAGCUGGCUAUCGACAUUGCGAAUGAUGCUUUGGCGAAUAGCAACUUUUCUUCAAUUCACGGAUACGGCAUGUACGCUCAAGAGGCAAUCACGGCGAACCAGUUUGUGUACGAGUACACAGGCGCAAUGCUGUCACAGGACGAGGCUGAGCGACGUGGGCUCAUUUAUGACAAGAUGGAAAUGAGCUACCUGUUCGAUCUGAACGAAGACGCAGUACUGGAUGCACUCCGCAACGGAAACAAAAGCAAGUUCAUAAAUCACGAUGGUGACGCUCCCAACUGCACGGCCAAGGUUGUAAGCGUAUGUGGUGUGCACCACAUAAGUAUUUGGGCACUGCGCGAUAUUGCUAUUGGUGAGGAGCUGGUUUUCGACUAUGGCUACAAGCGGAGUGUUGGUCCUGAUUGGAGUCAGUGUCGUGCUGCAUCAAAGGAUACAACUUAA